Cannabis sativa is the source of this 523-nucleotide messenger RNA. Its product is annotated as mitochondrial import receptor subunit TOM7-1. The record is from RefSeq and is a predicted model, not a curated record. Gene Ontology annotation, biological process: protein import into mitochondrial matrix. Lineage: Eukaryota; Viridiplantae; Streptophyta; Magnoliopsida; Rosales; Cannabaceae. The transcript has a single exon. The coding region runs from base 87 to 308 and encodes 73 amino acids. Gene Ontology annotation, cellular component: mitochondrial outer membrane translocase complex.
AAGCCCCUUUCUCUCUCCUCUCUCUCAAAUUCAUAAAAAUCUGUUCUUUAUUUUUUGUUAGGGUUUUAGGAAGAAGAAGAAGAAAAAUGGCGACGUCUAGGGUUGCUGUGAAGGUAAAGGGGAAGGCAAGCAAAGGAUCAAAGAGCUCCAAUGAACAAUCAACCAUUCAGGUCUUCAAGGAAUGGACUACUUGGACUGUGAAGAAGGCCAAGGUCGUCGUUCAUUACGGCUUUAUUCCAGCUGUGAUCAUCAUCGGUAUGAAUUCUGAGCCAAAGCCUCACCUUUCUCAGCUUCUAAGCCCCGUUUGAUUUGAAUCACAAGUAACCCAGGUUUCAAUUUGGGAUUUUCUGUAAUGGGUCGUUCAUCCCUAUUAGUCGAUUCGACUUCGUUUUCUAUAGUCUUUUGAGAUCUCUUGUUCUACAUAUUACUUAAUAUGAUUUAGGUUUUUUUUUUUAAUAUUAUGUAAUGGAUCUUAUGAAACAAAAAAGUUCAGAUUUUUAAUAUCUAAUUUCGAUUUAGUGUA